GGAGGCAGCAAGAACGUUGCCCGGGCGGGUGCUUGCUUUGGCACCUGGGAUCCUGGCUUCCUGCCCGUUUCCCUCCUGGCGGUCUGGCUCUGUGCCCGGGGCGGAGCGGACUCAGGUGAGCUGAGCCGCGACGGCGCGGCAGGCGUGUCCCCAGCGGCGAGGGCGGCCCAUCCUGCUAACCCCACGCCCGGCGCACCUGCCCGGCCAGUGCCAGCCCGCCAGCUUCCCUCGACGGUCCUCCAGCCAGAGCCAGCCAUGUACGGCAUCCAGCAACAAACCCAGGCGACGACGCUGCCGCCGUUCAUGCGGCCGCCGCAGCCCUGCUACACCCCGCCGGCCCCCUGCUACGUGCCGCCCGCGCCGGCCCCCUGCUACGUGCCGCCACCGCCGGCCCCUUCCCGCCCUUGCUUCGAGCCUUGCGGCCCUCCGACGAUUCCCAGGCCGCUGCCCCCGCAGACGUGCCCGGCCCAGCCGCCGGUGGUGACCGCCAGGCCCUGUUACGAGCCGUGCGGCCCGCCGUCGGUGUCCCGGCCGCUGCCCCAGCAGACGUGCCCGGUCCCUCUCCCAGCCACGCUGCCCCGCGCGCGGCAGAACCGCCCCGCGCCGCUGCCGAUGCCUCUGCAGUGCCCAGACCCGGUGCCCUGCUCCCAGGACGGCUGCCACAGCGGAGGCAGCGUGGUCUACGAACGCGUCCGGACUUACAGCAGCCCCGGCGGGAAACGCGUGCAGCUCCUGGACCCGCCCAACUGCUUGCCUCGUGCGCCCUCCCCCUUGGAGACCACCCCGGGCUGCCAGCACGUCAUCUGGAGCAGCGACCCCCCGCUGCAGGAAGUCCAAUCUCCGUCCUUGAAAUUGUCUCCUUAUUCCCAAGGCAGUGUCCGGAGGGUUAUAUUGGAGAAUCCUGGCCAGGAGCCCCUGUCUCCACUUCUGAGAGAUGGAAAUAAGGUGAUAUACGAAAAGACAAUAAGAAAAUAUGAACUGCUAAAUCCAGAUCAGCAAUACCAAUAUGGCCUCCAGUCUGACCAGUGCCAAGUCAGCCAACCAGUGGAACAUGUCCAAGUGGUCCAGCAGUGCCAGCAAACCCAGACGGGCAAUUGCUAUGACGUAAGUCCCAUCUGUGUCAAUGAUUUCGGAAGUGGGAAUGUGAAGAAGGUCACCCUUCAGACCUGCGAACCGGUGAAAUGUGUUUAUGAAGUAAAUGAUCAGUUGGACUCUCGGUUCUUUGGCGAGCUCCUGGCAGAACUGCACCGCAAGAGCAGCGAACUCUAUAGCUGUUUGCUCCAGCAUAUUGAGAAGCUAGGUGGAAGGAGAUAUGAAAUCGACUCUCUGAAUCAAACGGAAGAUAUUGAGAGUUUGAUUCCUAAAGGGAUUUCUGAAUCAACAAAGCAACAAAUCCGUUAUCUCCUGGAGAUGAGAGUAACAGCUGAUAAGUCAAUGAGGCUUGUCCUUGCUACAUUCAACAACCUUCGAGAAGAGCUUGUUCAUCUUCAGGAUGACUUAGGGAAACUGGAAACUGACAAAGUGCUGCUUGAGAAAGACCUGGCUUUUAAAGAGUCCCAAGUAAAGGAGUAUGAAACCCUUCUGGAGUCGGUGCGAGAGAAUAAUCGCCAACAGCAGCAAGCCCUCAGGGAGUACACUCUGAAGUGCCGCUCGCUGGAAGAGCAGCUCCUCUCUCUCCGGCACAACGACGGAGACCGAGAGUUCCGGCUGAAAGACCUGGAAUACAGCAAGCGAGCCUUGGAGCAAGAAAUCCAGAAUCUGAGACUCCAGGCUUCCUCUAACACUCCAGGCCAGACCACCGUUGACGAACUAUCCAGCCGCUAUGUGGAGAUGAUCAACCAGCUUAGAGAGGAUAAGGACAGGGAGAUCCGCAACCUCAGGUCCAAAUUAUGUGAAUUCCAGCGGGAUUUUUCAAGGAAGCAGGGGAGUGACACUGACCUCCAGAUUAGACUGCAAGACCUGACUUUAAGGCUGGAAGAGAGAGAUGCCACAUUGAAGCAGUUGGAAGAUGAAAUCUUCAGAUUGAAACAAGAAAAACUAGCAAACAAUUCAUCCCAAGGAGUAACAAAGACUAUCAUCACUAAAAAGUACAGGAAUCAGUAUCCUAUCCUUGGCCUCUUGUCUGAUGACUACAAUGUCACAUCACCUGUAAAGGAAUCGCAGACAAUUGUAAUUGAAAAAACUGGAGAAAUGUGGAAGCAGGAGGCCUUUACGGCUGAUUAAAGAACUGCUUCCUUUCUUUCAAGUAUGAACAAGUUCCCUGGACAAGCCACAGCUGAUCAGAGGAGUUCAUGUGCAAAUGAAUGUUGUUACAUUAUUUUUCUGCUUUUCUUCUUCUCCUAUUGAUUUUUCAAGUCUGAAGCGCAAAACAGUCACGGUUAGGGAAAAAAUGUUACAGGCACACUAUAUAAUGGUGUGUGUGGAAUGGGGGUGUCUUGGCUUUGAUUGUUCACAUAUGAGUGGUUUUCAAACAUUCUUCUUCCUUCAGUCUUAAUUAUAUUGGCUCAUCAGCAGAGAUACUCUGGUGUGUGUUGAAAAGGAGUUUGAGGUGUAUGAGUUCAUACAAGGGACUGCCAAGUUUGUCCUCCCCAUUGACCCAUGGGAACAGAGAAUGUCACUUAGAAUGUACCCAGUUCACUGCAAAGGUGAGUAGCAAUGGGUGAAUGGUUUUUCAGGAAAGCUCAUAAGAUGUUAGGAAGCUGCCUUGUACUGAGAGCAUUAGUCCAUCUCAGUAGUGUUUGAAGUGAUUUCAGGUGGGAUGCUUCACAGUCAGUCCUACCUGGAGAGGCCAGGAGUUGAACCAGUUGAUCUUCUGCGUGCAAGGCAGAUACUCUAGCACUGAGCUAUGAACUGAGCUUUUCAUCAAGGGAUGCUUGUGUUCCCUCAAAUGCAAUGUGACAACUACUAUAGCAAAUUGUCUUUUGAAUGAAUUCCCUACCCCCUUCUGCCCUAUCCUAUAAUCUCACUGAAAAACAGACACACACAACUCGUUAUGCUUUGGAUAAAAUAAGUUUCUCCUCUCCCUCCCUCUCUCUCUUUUUUCGAAAAGUUCAGGUGUGCCACUUUUGAAAUUAAUCCAUCAUGCUGGAUAGUUAGCAAUGUCUGUGGGUUGACUUCAUCACUUUGCAGUGCAAGGUCAAUUGACAAAACUGAACGGUCAGGGUUGAGUUGUAUAUAGUAAACUUGCUUGCAUGAUUUUCGUGGUGUCAAAGGGCAGGGGGUGGGGAGCCCGACAUGCUGGGGUGUGUGAAUUGACUAGAAAGGACCAUUUCCCAUGGUAGAUAUCAUGGUCAACUUAAGUUGGGAGGUUAUUAGCAGGUGUCAUUCAGAGAAAAUUACAUGCCUAUGCCCAUUUUUCAAGUGUGACUUGGAAAUGGUGUGAUCACACAGUGACCAUUUUGGGAGCUUUAAAUAGUGCAGAAGUCACACCAUGCUCCCCCUCAAGCUAAUGCUAAUGAAGACCCUCCAACUUGCCUAAUCUGGGAAGGUCACAGCUAUAGGGUAGUAAUGGUGGGUUGUUGUGUUCACUGAUAAAACUUGUUAGCCAUGCACUUAAACCUCAUUGAUUUUUCAAUCAGAUAGAGGGGUGCCUAUCUCCAUUUGGGCAGUGCUCAUUGUAAAUAGAAAACUUGUGGGGCAGCAUAGCAGGAAGGGUGUGUAUGACACUUACCCAGAAUCAACCUAAUGAUGUGUUUGAUGGCAAACACUCAUACUGGUGUGUCUGCCAAAAUAACAUCAUGUUUCCUGAUUCACAUUGGUGUUGCAGCUAGUAUUCAUGUGGCUGUUUAGCUUUUCCAUAAAGCCAAUGAGUGUUAAGCACAAGAAUGUUGUCACCACUGCCAUAAUCACUCUUGCAAGGGAAUGAGGUGGGCUGAUAAAAAGAAUAAUGAAAAUGUGCUUUCGAGGAGUGUGGCUGGUGAUUGUUAUAUCCCAAGGCAGCUAUCUUGGGACUAAGCUUUUAAGCAGUUAUUAUCAAAUUUGUUUUACCAAUUGUGACUGUUAUUAUUAUCUUGAUAGCAUAUAAUUUUCUGUUUUGCAUGUAGAGCUUUUUGUUUUCUUGUUCAGUCCUCUAUACAGUACUGGGAAAAAAAUGAAACAAACCCCGAGUUUUGCCCAGCAAAGUUGUUAACAAAAUAACUCCAGUUUUACUCCCACCUAAAAUAUUGGAACUCUGGACCAGAGUAAACUGUGGUUUACUGUUGUAAAUCAUCUCAAUUUCUGAUCCACAAGUAGCAUAUGCUUUCCCUACCCUUCAAUUUUGCAUUCCCAGGCAGGCUGCAAAAACAGGUAAAUCCACCCGAAGCGAGCUUCUAUUUAUGCUUUGUUGGCUGCCAUUAUACCUUGCAUUGGCCUAUUUAUUGGUAAAAAUGAGGGCAGCACCCAAAAUAGAAAUCAGAGAGAGAGAGAUGGAGAGACACAAUCUGUAGGAGGGGAAAACAAUAAUCAAGGUUUCCAUUUGAAAUGCAUUAGGUAUUUUCUACUUUUUUCCAGAACUUUGAGAUUUGCCUCUCUCUUUUUUAAAAUCUUUAUUUAAAAAAAAUGUUUUCCUAGAUUCUGCAAAUUAAAGAGGCAUACCCAAGGAGCACCAUCAAUUAGGAACCCAAUAAAAUGAACUAAAUUGGACAAGAGCACAUUCCACACUCUUGAACACUCUUGAUCUAGCUUUGAGGGCCUUCUGCCGAUUCCCUGUGAGAAGUAAGGUUACAGGGAACCGGGCUGAGAGCCUUCUAUGGAAUGCCCUUCGAUCAGAUGUCAUGACUUUUAGAAGACAUCUGAAGGCAGCCCUGCUCAGGGAAGUUUUUCAUGUUUGAUGUCGUAUUGUGUUUUAAUUUGUUGGAAGCUGCCCAGAGUGCCUGGGGAAACCCUGUCAGAUGGGCAGCAAAUAAAUAAAUUAUUAAUAGUAUUAUUUUUAUUAUUAGUAUUAUUAUUGGCACACUUCCCAAUCAUUUCAUUAGAACACCAACUGGAGAUGUUUGUAGCUCAACAGCAGAGUGGUGUUGGUUAUGCAGCUACAAAAUAACACUUUACUAGGUUUUUGUAGGGAUUUGUUUUGUGGGUACAUGGGCGCUCCCUUCCCUCUCUUUUCUCACAGCGUGAUGGAUGUUGGUCAUUUUGGGAGCUGACACAUAACUGUCUGUAUCAAUAAGCCCUUAACAGUUUACAGGGGGCAAGCCUACAUAUAUCUUUGUUAAAACAAAAUAAAUAUAUUUGUAAGCUUGAUUUCUUAGCUGUCGCCUGAAGUUUUUAGAUUAUUGAUGUAUGAAGUUGGUAACUCUACGAGAUGAUAAUAUCAAGUAUGAAAUGUUCUUUUUAAAAGUCAAUUAUAUUUUUUAAUUGGGGUGGGCGGAUUCAAGUCCCCUGAUUUUUUUAACAUGUAAUACAUGUGCUUCAGUGCAGCAGUCUCUAGCAGUAAUGGGCUCACUAAUGAACAGAACUUGCCUGCAAAGCGCAUUUUUCUCCAUUUCAUGGGGUUUGCCAUACACAUAUCAUGAAAUACCUUUUUACCUGGAGCUUAGUUCUUCCCACUGAAGUAUAUGGGACAGGCAGCAUCUAUACAUAACAAAACCUCUUGGCUAUGUGGAAUAGCCAGAAGUCGCAACGUUGCCUAAAGGGCUAACAUAAUGGACUUUAAUAUGGGGGAGAGGAAGUCAUGAAUGGUGGGCAAGAUGACCAAACCUUCCGGGCAAUUAUUGCUUUUUAAGAAUGGAGUACAAAAGAGACUAGAGCUAUACUGAAAUUUCCGCCAGGGACACAACAGGUCCCCACAGGUUUUCACAAUGCAAGCUGAUACACUCCUAAGGAAUCUUGGGGAAGCCAUCUCAUCUUAUCUCCAGAACUGACACAUCUAAAGCAACAAAAAGAUGAGGUUGUAAAUCACAGCUCUGAAGCAAUUAAGAAAUUAAAGGACUUCACUACACAUCCCUCACAUUUUAUUUUUACACUGUAUUGAAGCUAGUACAUACAAUUCUCCCAAGUUCAGUAGGUGUUAUGGCAUAGCCCAGAGCUAUGUACUCCCCUUAGAAAUAUGAUUUAGUCCUAUGCUGAUGUGGCUUCUUGGGCAAAAUCACCCCAGUUUACUUCUCAACCUUUCUAAAGUUGUUUCAAUGUGUGCUACUCAGUUCAAAAAUGGUUAGGAGAGUAGGAACAUGGCGUAUUCACUAUUUCUCCCCUUUCACACACAAUUCAUUCUCCCUGAUUGGUCCUAAUUAUGCAUUAUUCUGCAGGUAUACUUUUGGAUUAUUAUUUUUUUGCAAGCUAGGUGAGGAGGGAUUUCUGUCUUUUUUUCCAGGAAAAUACAAACAAAAAAUGAAAUGAAAUGAUAAUUUAAAAAAUGAAACAAAACACCACAACCCAAUGUAUCCUAAAGCAUUUUAUCCACACUUUGCACACUUGUUUUUUCUAAAUAAACUAUCUUGUGUGUACAUA
Molecule: messenger RNA, 6426 nt
Organism: Podarcis raffonei (Aeolian wall lizard)
Lineage: Eukaryota; Metazoa; Chordata; Lepidosauria; Squamata; Lacertidae
Gene: POF1B
Product: POF1B actin binding protein
Exons: 15
Coding region: 256-2223 (655 amino acids)
Biological process (GO): epithelial cell morphogenesis; actin filament organization; bicellular tight junction assembly
Cellular component (GO): adherens junction; actin filament; bicellular tight junction
Molecular function (GO): actin filament binding
Source: RefSeq, a predicted model, not a curated record